Pteronotus mesoamericanus is the source of this 414-nucleotide messenger RNA. Its product is annotated as SUMO-conjugating enzyme UBC9-B-like. Lineage: Eukaryota; Metazoa; Chordata; Mammalia; Chiroptera; Mormoopidae. The record is from RefSeq and is a predicted model, not a curated record. Gene Ontology annotation, biological process: protein sumoylation. The transcript has a single exon. Gene Ontology annotation, molecular function: SUMO conjugating enzyme activity. The coding region runs from base 1 to 414 and encodes 137 amino acids. Gene Ontology annotation, cellular component: nucleus.
AUGUCAGGGAUCGGCCUCAGCAGACUUGCCCAGGAGAGGAAAGCUUGGAGAAAAGAUCACCCAUUUGGUUUUGUGGCUGUCCCAACAAAAAAUCCCAACGGCACAAUGAACCUCAUAAACUGGGUGUGCUCCAUUCCAGGAAAGAAAAGCACCCCUUGGGAAGGAGGCUUGUUUAAACUAUGGAUGCUCUUCAAAGAUGACUAUCCAUCCUCACCUCUGAAAUGCAAAUUUGAACCACUAUUAUGCCACCCAAACGUGUAUCCUUCUGGCACUGUAUGCCUGUCCAUCCUCAAGGAAGACAAGGACUGGAGGCCAGCCAUCACGAUUAAGCAGAUCUUAUUAGGAAUACAGAAACUUCUAAAUGAACCAAAAAUCCAAGAUCAAGCUCAAGCAGAGGCCUAUACAAUUUACUGA